AUGAGGACCGCAGUUCUGCUGUUUGGCAUGGGGUUGUGUGUGUUGAAUGUCACAUCGUCACUGAAAAUCUGCGCUUUCAACAUUCAGAGCUUUGGUGAAGCAAAGGCAAACAACAAGAAGGUUAUGGGGAUUCUCCUGAAGAUCCUGUCUCGGUGUGAUUUGUGUCUUAUUCAAGAGGUCCGAGACUCUAAAGGAGAGGCCAUACAAGCUUUGGUUAAGGAGCUAAACAGAUUUGACAAAUCCAACUCAUACUCCUUUGUGGAAAGUGAAAGGCUGGGGAGGAACACCUACAAGGAACAGUAUGUCUACAUUUACAGGAACAAUGUGCUGACGGUCAAAGAGCAAUAUCAGUAUCCGAAACUAGAGGAAGGGAGCAACAAAACCGAUGUGUUCUCCAGAGAGCCUUUCAUCGUCCGCUUUCACUCCCCCACGACAUUGGUGAAGGAUUUUGUCCUGAUUGGUCAGCACACAUGCCCAAAAACUGCCAUGAAGGAGAUGGAUGAACUCUACACUGUCUUCAAAGGGAUUCACAAGAAGUGGAAGACUGAUAAUGUGAUGAUCUUGGGGGAUCUCAACGCCGGCUGCAGCUACGUCACCGUCAAGGGCUGGAGAGCCGUGCGCUUGAGGAGCGACCCCAAGUUUCGUUGGCUAAUUGGAGAUGAACAAGACACCACUGUGCGGAAGAAGACGAACUGCGCCUAUGACAGGAUUAUUGUCCAUGGACGUGAAAUUAUUUCCAGUAUAGUGCCAGGUUCAGCUCAACCAUUCAACUUUAAAGAGAAUUUCCAUCUCACUGAGGAGGAGGCUCUUGAGGUGAGUGACCAUUUUCCAGUAGAAGUUGACCUCAAGCCCAACCACCGCUACCUCCUCCGCCAUGAGCUGUAG
Seriola dumerili (greater amberjack) is the source of this 885-nucleotide messenger RNA. RefSeq names its product deoxyribonuclease gamma-like (gene dnase1l1l). The transcript has 8 exons. The coding region runs from base 1 to 885 and encodes 294 amino acids. Gene Ontology annotation, cellular component: nucleus. The record is from RefSeq and is a predicted model, not a curated record. Gene Ontology annotation, molecular function: DNA nuclease activity. NCBI's taxonomy places the organism in Eukaryota, Metazoa, Chordata, Actinopteri, Carangiformes, Carangidae. Gene Ontology annotation, biological process: DNA catabolic process.